CUACUUAGUCGUCCUCAUAGUUGAACAAACAACGCACGUUCGACUAUAACUUUUUUUAAACAUCCUCACUUACCAACACAGUGUAUCUUAAUGUAAAGAAAUUAUUUAUUAAGGAAAAGAUUAAACAUGGAAGAAACCACAGCAUGCCAGCUCCGUCGACGGCGACUAGCGAACAAUCCAAAUAUUGCGCUGACCUUUGAACUGGGGUAUCAGGUGAAGGAGGGAAAAGUUGAUGACGAGACUCCUUCGCCUAGUUCCUAUAAAUAUUCUACAUACAAAGAGAAUAUGAAUUCUGCGUUACAAGAGUUUAGAAGCAAACAACAAUCCUUUGAAAUACAGAUAGAAGAAUGUGAGGAGGAAGAGAUAAUUAUAAGCGAUGACGAAGACGAAACGGAAGCGGGGCCCUCUGGUGUUGACCGCCCCGUUACACCCACGCCCGUGCAGGACUUCGGUACAAGCGUAGUUUAUACUGAAGGUCCGCAGGCGUGCGAUUUCUUGAAAGUUAAAACAUACGAACACGACUGCCCCACAGACGUGUCCGACGCUGACGACGACGAAGAAUAAAAUGUUAAAAGAUUUAAUCACAAAAUAAAACCUAUAUUAACGUAAAUAUCAACAAUUGGUUUGUUCAAAUAUAUACUCGAAUGUGCUUUACUAUGGAUGAAAAGAAUUGUUACAGGUAAAAAAUAUAUUAAGAUUAGUAAUGUUUUUAGUGUUUUUCCUACACAAAAUUGCUACAAUUUAACCGUAGCGAAAAUUGCCUUAAUAUUAUAAACGUGGAUUUCCACAGCCUAAGUACUUAUACAUUCAUCAUCAAAAGGUCAGAGACAAUAUUUUUUUUUAAUUGACGAAACGAUGCAGGCAAUAUAGGGUAAAGGAU
Messenger RNA from Papilio machaon (common yellow swallowtail), 880 nucleotides. RefSeq lists its product as uncharacterized. The coding region runs from base 127 to 564 and encodes 145 amino acids. Lineage: Eukaryota; Metazoa; Arthropoda; Insecta; Lepidoptera; Papilionidae. The record is from RefSeq and is a predicted model, not a curated record. The transcript has 4 exons.